This is a messenger RNA of Mucor mucedo, 951 nucleotides long. Its product is annotated as proteasome subunit beta type-7. Gene Ontology annotation, molecular function: threonine-type endopeptidase activity. Lineage: Eukaryota; Fungi; Mucoromycota; Mucoromycetes; Mucorales; Mucoraceae. Gene Ontology annotation, cellular component: proteasome core complex. The transcript is spliced from 6 exons. Bases 69 to 878 code for a protein of 269 amino acids. The record is from RefSeq and is a predicted model, not a curated record.
CUUACGCAUUCAUUUUUGUUUAGUUCGACAGAGCUUCUUUUUUAUAACAGUUACCAAAUAAAAUCAUAAUGGCCAACAAAACAACUUUAGGAAAAGGUGGUUUCAGUUUCGAGAAUUACACUAGAAAUAAAGCACUUGAAUCAAGUGGCGCCAAACCUCCCAAGGCAACCAGUACCGGUACCACUAUUGUCGGUGUUGUGUUCAAAGAUGGUAUUUGUUUAGGUGCUGAUACCAGAGCCACAGAAGGUCCCAUUGUUGCAGACAAGAACUGUGAAAAGAUUCAUUACAUUGCUCCCAACAUUUAUUGUUGUGGUGCUGGUACUGCUGCAGAUACCGAAUUUACUACCAACCUCAUUAGUUCUCAAAUCGAAUUACAUAGUUUAUCAACAGGAAGAAAGCCUCGUGUAGUUACAGCCAUGACAUUGUUGAAGCAAAUGCUUUACAAAUAUCAAGGUCAUAUUGGCGCUGCCCUUGUUUUGGGUGGAUUUGACGCAACAGGACCUCAAUUAUAUACCGUCUACCCUCACGGUAGUACCGAUAAAUUACCUUAUGUCACUAUGGGCUCAGGUUCUUUAGCAGCCAUGAGUGUUUUUGAAAGCAAGUGGAAGCCCAACAUGAGUCGCCAAGAAGCUAUUGAUCUUGUUGAGCAAGCUAUUGAAGCAGGUAUUUUCAACGAUCUCGGUUCUGGUUCCAAUGUCGAUAUUUGUGUUAUUACAAAGGAUGAUGCCGACUAUCUUCGCAACUAUGGAACUCCCAACGAGCGUGGCGUUAAGGAACAAAGUUACCGUUUCCCUAGAAAUACGACUGCUGUUUUAAAGGAAUCUAUUCACAAAUUUGUGAAUGUAGCUGAAGGUGAUUCUAUGGAUAUUUCAUUAUAAAAUGGUUAUUUUUUUUUUGGGAAUAAAAUAGUAAAGUAACAAUAAAAAGACGCGUAUCGGAUACGAAGUGAAC